CGUCAAUUUUCCCAUAUUUAUUUAUGUUUCUCUAGUGCAAUAAAUAUUAAGUUGUCAGCAAUUUAUUACAAAAAUUAAAGAACUCUAAUAAAUAUUAAUAAUUAUUAAUACUUACAAAAUUAUCAACAUCAAUUUUUAACGUUGUUAGCAGACACAUUCGGUUUGAGAGAACGAUAUGAGCAGAUCGCAUCGGGACCACAAGAUUGUUAUUAUCGGCGCUGGAGCAUCGGGUAUUGCCUGUGCCACCAAACUCCUGGAGUAUGGCUUUCAGAAUGUGCUCGUCCUUGAGGCCGAGGAUCGUCUAGGCGGACGCAUACACACGAUACCCUUUGGGGCAAAUGUGAUCGAUAUGGGAGCCCAAUGGUGUCACGGCGAGCAGGAUAACAUUGUGCAUGAACUGGCUAGCAAACAUGAUCUGCUGGAGUCGACGGGACCGGUCUAUGAGAACUAUCAGUGUGUGCGCAGCAAUCGGGAGGUGUUGCCCGAUAAUGUGGCCAACCGGUUGAAGGCGAUUGUGGGGGAUUCGCUUGUGACGCGACAGCUGGAGCUGCGACAUUGCAGUGGCUCGCUGGGCAGCUACCUGUCGAACAAGUUCUACGAGAUGCUGCGGCUGCCUGAGAAUGCUGACAUCGAUCAGGUUAUCGCAGACGAGUUCUUUGACAAUUACAAAAAAUUCGAGAACUCGGUGGAAGCAUCCGAUACGCUGGAGGAGGUGUCGGGUCGUGGCUAUCUGAACUACUGGGAAUGCGAGGGUGACAUACUGCUCAACUGGAAGGACAAGGGCUAUGUGGAAUUGCUGCGUCUGCUGAUGCACAGUCGGGAGCUGAAAUCCGACUCGGAUCUUGGUGUUCUCGAGCAGCGUGUGCUCUUUAACAGAAGCGUCAAGUGUAUAAAUUGGAAUCGCAACGAUUCUCGCGUCGAACUGCAGCUGACCAAUGGUGAAAGUUGUCUGGCGGAUCAUGUGAUUGUCACUGUCUCCCUGGGUGUACUCAAGGAGCAGCAUUUGCAGCUGUUUGAGCCAAAGCUGCCGGUGGCCAAGCAACGCGCCAUCGAGGGUUUGGCCUUCGGCACGGUGAACAAACUGUUUGUGGAGUUUCCGCAGGCCUUUUGGCCUGAGGAUUGGACGGGAUUCACGCUGUUGUGGCGAGAGGAGGACCUCAGUGAUAUACGUAAUACCUCGCGUGCCUGGCUGGAGGAUGUCUUUGGCUUCUAUCGGGUCAGUUAUCAACCCAACGUGCUUGCCGGCUGGAUAAUCAAUGCCAAUGGCAGGCACAUGGAGACACUGCCCGAGGGUGAGGUAAUUGCUGGCUGCAUGUAUCUCUUCCGGCGCUUCCUACACUGGUCAAUACCUGAACCCGUGGGCUUCCGCACUUCUGCCUGGUACACUAAUGAACAUUUUCGCGGUUCCUACUCCUUUCGCUCCAUGGACACCGAGCGUCUGGGCACCGGAGCCGGCGACUUGGCUCAGCCUUUGACUGUGGUCACCAUGACACCGCAAUCGCCGAGCCGUGACAAAUCGCUGCAUCAGCAGAGUCGCUGUGACAAGCCCAUUGUUUUAUUUGGCGGCGAAGCAACCAGCGAACAUUACUAUUCCACAGUCCAUGGCGCUGUCGAGGCGGGAUGGAGGGAGGCCAAGCGUCUUGCUGACUUUUAUGGCCUGAGCGGAGCUGUGAAUGUGACCAAGUCACAGCUAUAGCAUCAGGCUAUGGAUGCAAACCAUGUGAAAGUAUCGUCUUCAUUGGUCCUGGACCAAAUUGGACUGGGACCACACACUACGCAAUCAAUCAAUAAUACUGGAUAGACUUCAUAUACUAUGAUAUAUGCAUAAGGUAUAUAAGGCUCUUACUUUAAGUCGACGACUAAUACUAGACAUGAUAUGAUAUACGAUCUAUGAUAUAUGAUCGAGCUACGAAUAUAUAUACAAAUAUGCUGAAUUCUUAUUAUAUUCGCAUCUGGCAGCUGCCCAAUAAAGUUGUUUAAAUCU
Drosophila sulfurigaster albostrigata is the source of this 1984-nucleotide messenger RNA. RefSeq names its product spermine oxidase-like. The coding region runs from base 176 to 1696 and encodes 506 amino acids. Gene Ontology annotation, molecular function: polyamine oxidase activity. Lineage: Eukaryota; Metazoa; Arthropoda; Insecta; Diptera; Drosophilidae. The record is from RefSeq and is a predicted model, not a curated record. The transcript is spliced from 2 exons.